GAGGUGACCCACACAGACAGUUUCUCAAACUGUGUCACACACCUUGUCUCUCUCCAGGCUACUCUCUCUCUCUUUCUCCAUCUUGCUCUCCUCCGUCUCUCUCUCGCUUACAUACGGACACUGUUUUGUAAAUCAUGUCUCAGAGGCAGACCAAGCUAACUCAGAACCCUUUAGAGAAGAUUUGGAUUCCCUCCAUGAGUAGCAAGCUGUACCGACGUCGAGGGUCGUCCGUUCCCCAGUUCACUAACUCUCCUACCAUGAUUGUGAUGGUGGGGCUGCCUGCUAGAGGGAAGACCUACAUCUCCAAGAAGUUAACCAGAUACCUCAACUGGAUAGGAGUUCCCACUAAAGUUUUUAAUGUAGGUCAGUACCGGCGGGAUGCGACCCAGUCCUAUAAGAGCUAUGAGUUCUUUAGACCUGACAACCAAGAGGCCAUGAAGAUACGCAAGGCCUGUGCCAUUGCGGCUCUGAAGGAUGUGUGUGCCUACUUCAUGCAGGAACAAGGACAGGUGGCAGUGUUUGAUGCCACCAACACAACUAUAGAACGUAGAGAAGUCAUUCUCAGCUUCGCCAAGGAGAACGGAUACAAGAUCUUCUUCAUAGAGUCGCUGUGUGACGACCCAGAGAUCAUUGCUGAGAAUAUCAAACAAGUGAAGCUGAGCAGUCCAGACUACGCGGGUUGUGAUAAAGAGGAGGCGGUCGCUGACUUCCUCAAGAGGAUUGAGUGUUACAAAGUUACAUACAUAUCCCUGAACGACGAGAAGGACAGGAGUCUGUCAUAUAUAAAGAUCUUUAACGUUGGCAGCAGGUAUCUGGUGAACCGUGUGCAGGACCACAUCCAGAGUCGUAUUGUUUAUUACCUGAUGAACAUACAUGUAGCGCCGCGGUUCAUCUACCUGACCCGCCACGGAGAGAGUGAACUCAACCUUGUGGGACGCAUUGGAGGAGACUCUGGCCUGUCCCCACGCGGUAACAAGUUUGCCAGUGCUCUAGGAGGGUACAUACGUAGCCAGUGUAUCAGAGAUUUGAAGGUGUGGACCAGCCACAUGAAGAGAACCAUCCAGACAGCUGAGGGUCUGGGAGUCCCCUACGAACAGUGGAAGGCCCUCAACGAGAUAGACGCAGGUGUGUGUGAGGAGAUGACCUAUGAGGAGAUCCAAGACCACUACCCAGAAGAGUUUGCACUGAGAGACCAAAACAAGUACCGUUACCGCUACCCCAAGGGAGAGUCGUAUGAGGACCUGGUGCAACGUCUGGAGCCGGUGAUCAUGGAACUAGAGAGACAGGAGAAUGUUCUGGUGGUGUGCCAUCAGGCUGUCAUGCGCUGUCUGCUAGCUUACUUCCUUGAUAAGAGUGCAGCGGAGUUGCCAUAUCUGAAGUGUCCUCUCCACACGGUGCUGAAACUCACCCCAGUUGCUUACGGUUGUAAGGUUGAGUCCAUCUUCCUCAACAUUGAAGCAGUCAACACACACAGAGACAAACCAGUGAAUGUUGACGUGGACAGAGAACCAGAGGAGGCACUACUGACAGUCCCAGACCACAUAUAGAGGAGCAGAGGGAGGAGAGGAUGAGAGAGGGUCGACUGAUGGUCCCAGACGACAUCUGGAGGAGGAGAGGAGAGCUACGAUAUUGCGACACAAUACGGGGAGAACCAAUGAAGAGACACCGUUGCCGUAGAGACUGAAGUGAAGGAAUAAGAGAGACUGCUGGGAAAUGGAGUUUAAAGGACCAGACUACAUGAACCCGACAUCUUUAAUCCUCUGUCUAAACGGUGCAAGAUAAAAAUGCAACAUCUCUCUCAGUGGAACCCUGUUAGUGACAGUAGAAUGAAGUGAAUUCAUUAAUUUGUCUGUCUGUGUGUUAGGAUCAUGUGUCUGUGUAUUAGGAUCAUGUGUCUGCCUAUAUGUUAGGAUCAUGUUGUCCAGGAUUUCACAAACUCGGUCCUCAGGACCCCAAGGAGUGCAAAUUUUGGUUUUUGCCCUAAACAGCUGAUUCAAAUAAUCAACUAAUCAUUAAGCUUUGAUAAUUUGAAUCAGUGUUAGGGCAAAAAACAAAAUGUGCACCCCUUGGGGUUCUGAGGACCAAGUUUGGGAAACGCUGAUGUUGUCUAUCAGGAUCAUCUAGUCUGUCUAUGUGUUAGAAUCAUCUAGUCUGACCAUCAUCAUCAUACACUGGGGUAAUACUGCGCUCUGGUCUGGUCCAUAUUUCCAUGCGUGUCCGUGUGUCCAUGUGUGUGUUGUUAGCAUGUAGUGUGUGUUGUUUGCAAGUGGUGUGUCAUGUAAAAGGUGUGACUGA
Molecule: messenger RNA, 2295 nt
Organism: Salvelinus namaycush (lake trout)
Lineage: Eukaryota; Metazoa; Chordata; Actinopteri; Salmoniformes; Salmonidae
Product: 6-phosphofructo-2-kinase/fructose-2,6-bisphosphatase-like
Exons: 14
Coding region: 135-1547 (470 amino acids)
Biological process (GO): fructose 2,6-bisphosphate metabolic process; fructose metabolic process
Cellular component (GO): 6-phosphofructo-2-kinase/fructose-2,6-biphosphatase complex; cytosol
Molecular function (GO): ATP binding; fructose-2,6-bisphosphate 2-phosphatase activity; 6-phosphofructo-2-kinase activity
Source: RefSeq, a predicted model, not a curated record